Messenger RNA from Microthlaspi erraticum, 954 nucleotides. Lineage: Eukaryota; Viridiplantae; Streptophyta; Magnoliopsida; Brassicales; Brassicaceae. The record is from the annotation of a GenBank genome assembly.
AUGAGUGUCAGCGAUGAUCGAAUUGAAUUUGAAAACCCUAUAGAGGACGCGGUUUCGAGGCUCAGGUUCUCUCCAGAGUCAAACAAUCUCCUUGUUUCUUCUUGGGAUUCUUAUUUGAGAUUGUACAAUGUGGAGAGCUCUUCGCUAAUUGUGGAAUUGUACUCUGGAGCUGCUCUUCUCGAUUGCUGUUUCGAGAAUGAAUCAACUUCGUAUAGCUCUGGCUCCGAUGGAUUCAUCCGAAGGUACGAUUUAAACGCAGGAGCAGUGGAUACAAUUGGAAGACAUGACGACAUUGCAACAUCCGUCAUGUGCUCUUCUGAAAAAGGUGAAGUGAUCUCUACUGGUUUGGAUGAGAAGAUAAAAUUCUGGGAUACAAGACAAGGAGAAAGCCUUUUGCUUUCGACUGACGCUGGUGCAGCAGUGCGAUGCAUCACUGUAUCUGGAAAUAACUUAGUAGCUUGCGUCGAAGCAUCAAUGCAUGUAUAUGAUCUGCGUAACUUACAUCAACCAUUCCAGUCUUACGCUUCACAAGUGGAGGUUCCAAUCAGAUGCAUCACCUCUGUUCCUUAUUCCAGAGGAUAUGCAGUUGGCUCAGUAGAUGGACAAGUAGCCUUGGAUUUCCCCAAUACAUCAUGCUCCAGUGAGAUAAACUACACUUUCCGAUGCCAUCCAAAGUCUAUGAAAGGAAGACUCAAUGGUACAUGCAUAAACGCCAUUGAGUUUAGUCCAUGUGGGUCAGGGAACUUUGUGACUGGUGACAACGAAGGAUACGUUAUCUCAUGGAAUGCUAAAAGCAAAAAAAGACUCUUUGAGUUGCCAAGGUACUCAAAUAGUGUCGCGUCUUUGGCUUUUAACCACACUGGAGAGCUCUUGGCUGUUGCAUCAAGCCACACUUACCAAGACGCUAAAGAGAAGGAAGAAGAACCUCCUCAAGUGUUCAUACACAGGUUUUGA